This is a messenger RNA of Nilaparvata lugens (brown planthopper), 3759 nucleotides long. RefSeq names its product eIF-2-alpha kinase GCN2 (gene Gcn2). The transcript is spliced from 19 exons. Lineage: Eukaryota; Metazoa; Arthropoda; Insecta; Hemiptera; Delphacidae. Gene Ontology annotation, biological process: protein phosphorylation. Gene Ontology annotation, molecular function: ATP binding; protein binding; eukaryotic translation initiation factor 2alpha kinase activity. The record is from RefSeq and is a predicted model, not a curated record. Bases 661 to 3744 code for a protein of 1027 amino acids. Gene Ontology annotation, cellular component: cytosol.
UGAGUUUUGUAUUUUGUUUUGCACCUUUGAAAAAGUUGAAAUUCAACCUGUUUUGGAAUGCAUUUAUGUCCGUUAUCAUUGUAAGUCAAUUUUCUAGACUAUUAUAUUGCGUUUUAAGUAAAACUUAAACUCAAAGUAUACUGUAAUUCAAAAAGAUCUAUCAUAGUUUUACUUGAGACGUUUUUGGAUUGCUAAUUAUGUGGAGUCAGCAAUUUAAACGUGAAAAAUAGAUUAUCAGGUCAAAGAAGUUCUUGCAAAUUUGGCAUUUUGAGUUUAUUGGGAAAAGUGUUUGUCAUGUUUUGCUUUCCAAAGUGUAAAAUUUCUUGUAAACAAUAAGCUAACAGCAAUGAAUUUUGUUACAGCGUAUUGUAUACAUCAUAAUAUUUUGAUUUAGUUUGAGGGCAUGCUGUAUUCAUGACGAGGAGCUAUAGCAAUUUUCUUCUUCGUUGGAUACGUCAGGUUGUUUAUGAAAUUAUUAAUCAAAUUCCUCGAUAAUCGUUUUUAGUCUUCUUCACAAAGUUAGCUAGCUGGCUUCAUCUUCAGAUCUUUACUGAAUUAGUUGAUCCUUAGCUGAAGAAAAUAUUUUCCACAUCAUCAUCAUAGUUAAUUAUUACUUUGUAAAAACAAAUGAAAGAGACGGGUCUCUGAAGAGAUGUGCCUAUGGCAGAAACGGCUCAAGAAAGACAAGAAAAUGAACUCGAAGCUCUCAAGGCAAUAUUCGGCGCACAACUCAUCAGCACAAAUGAGUGUCGCAACUCAGAGGGUGACACGUGGUCGCCGCUGGAGUGUGUGCUCAGUCUGGGCCCUCAGCAGGGCAGUCACUGUGGGCCACAGGAGAGUCAUGCUUUCAUCAAAAUACGAAUCGUGUGCGGUGUCGACUAUCCUGAAAAACCGCCGGAACUAUUUGUACAGGAAAGCAAGGGAUUGUCGACUCUACAGAUAUCGACACUACAAAACGAUCUUAAACAGUUGACAGAGGAGAAUAAGGGCGAAGUUGUCAUCUACGAGGUCGCCCAUUAUAUUAUGACCUACUUGCACCGAUACAGCCGUCCAGGGUUCGAGUCCUUCUACGAUGAAAUGCUGGCUAGAAAGAGACUGCAGCAACAGAGAGAGGCUGAUCGUCGACGGGCUGUUGAGAACAAGAAGAGGCAAGAGAUGAUUCAAGAAAUUCAAAGUAAACAAGAAGCCAUGAGACUAGAAAAUAACAAGAGACGGAAAAAUAGUUUCAUAGAAUCUGAAUCAGACGAUGAAUCUCAAAACACAAGAUGCAAGUCACAGUCUCCAACUAAGAAGACUGCCCACAUCAGUGCUGAAGCUAGGAAGACAAACGAAACAAAGGUGAAAGAAGAGGAGCUUGAGAAGGAAUCGGAGUGCAAGGAAGAGGAAGAUUUCUGUCCGUGGACUUUCUCUUCUAAAGGAAAUUCACGAAUUGAAAGUGAAUUUCAAGUGUUGAAGUGGCUGGGUGAAGGUGCAUUCGGAGAUGUGAUCAAGGCUCGCAACAAAUUAGACGGUUGCCUGUAUGCAAUCAAAAGAAUCAAGCUGUCUUCAACCACCAAUGUUCUCUACAGGAAAAUCACGAGGGAAGUCAAACUGCUGUCAAGACUUAACCAUGAGAAUGUCGUCCGUUACUUCAAUUCGUGGAUUGAGUCAGCAUCGGAUUCUACCGAAAACUCCAGCGAGUGUUCUCCCAAAUCGGAGGAGAGUAAAAUUGUCGAAAUGCUUCCAAAAAAGGAGUUGACAUUGGAUUGGAGCGUGGGAAAUGAGGGCGUGGCUAAUGCUAGUUCUGAUGAUGAUAGCUCUGACGAUGAGUGUUGGAUCACUUUCAUGCCAGGCGUGGACGAUUCAAGCUCGUCGAUCGCUGAGGAGUCGAAGAGUUCGGAUAAAGAAGAGCAACCGUCGAACGGAGAUGGUGGAAGAGAGACAGCGAAUGAGAGAGAAAGAGAGCAAACAGAUGAGACGACUACAACAACUAAUGUCACACCUCUGCACUUCAUGUAUAUCCAGAUGGAGUUCUGCGAGAAAAGUACAUUGAGGAACGCCAUCGACGAAGGCCUCUAUUUGGAGGAACCACGAGUCUGGCGCCUCUUGCGAGAAAUAGUUGAAGGCCUGAGUCACAUUCAUGGCCAGGGCAUAAUUCACCGGGACUUGAAGCCGGUCAAUAUUUUCAUCGACUGCGAUGAUCAUGUCAAAAUCGGUGAUUUCGGUUUAGCCACUUCGAAUAUUUUCCACAGUGCCUUGAAGCCGGGUGGCGAGCAAGGUGGCCUCCUGGUGGGCCUUGCUACAAAAUCCCCGGCCGUAAGUUCUUCAGCGCAUGCGCAGAUGGGCACAGCUCUGACGUCACACACGGGACAAGUGGGCACUGCGCUUUAUGUGGCUCCCGAACUCAACACGUUUGGAGUCAAGGCGUCCUAUGAUCAGAAAGUGGAUAUCUACAGUCUUGGAGUGAUUUUUUUCGAGAUGUGCUAUCAUCCAGUUAGCACAGCUAUGGAAAGACUGAAAAUACUCACUGAUCUGAGACAGCCGGACUGUAUUUUCCCGUCAGAUUUCUUGGAAGAUAAGAAGCCUGAGCAAGCUCAUGUAGUCAGAUGGCUGUUGAACCACGACGCAUGUAGACGCCCGAGUUCACAGGAGUUGUUGCAGUCUCCGCUGAUUCCUCCGCCCCAACUGGAGGACGCCCAGCUGCAGGAGAUGGUCAGGCAUACACUGUCGAAUCCACAGAGCCGCGCAUACAAGCAUCUCAUCGCUGCUUGCUUCAGUCAGGAACUAUCGCCGGCGCAAGACGUGACCUUCGAUAUGUCGCCGAGUGUUCGCGGCGCGUCGCACGCGGCACAGAUCGAGUUGGUCGCCGAGAAUGUGCGCACUGUGCUCAAACAACAUGGCGCCGUGCACCUGCCCAUGCCUCUGUUGACACCGGCUGCAUCACACGCGGCGACCGGAGUCGUACGACUCAUGUCGCGCUGGGGUGGCGUGCUGGCCGCGCCCUACGACCUGCGACAGGCGUUUGCGCGACACUUGGCGCAGAACGCGUUUGUCGCGCGACUCAAGCGGUAUGCGAUCGAUCGCGUCUACAGGGAGAGACGGGUGCUCGGGUUUCAUCCGAGGGAACUGUACGAGUGUGCCUUUGAUAUUGUCACGCCUUCUUCCGCGCCUGCGACAUUGGCGGCCGCCGAAGCGGAGUUGUUGUUUGCCGCUAGACAAAUAGUGGGUACUAGAUCCGGCAGUUGCUUCAUAAGACUGAACCACAUGUGCCUCGUCACAGCUGUGUUGCUCCACUGUGGCAUCGACUACUCGAGUCAUGAGAGAGUGUGUUCGCUCCUCGCCAAAACCAAGCUGCAGGAAGGAGGUAGCAGCAGUCGCGCAUCGGCUGAGUCGGCACUGAUCGGCAGUGAUCUGGCUGAACAGACUGUGGCGAUGCUGAUCUCCCUGUUGACCAAGGAGGAUUCCUACGAGCGGUUGUCUGCGUGGCUGCGUCCCCUCGUGCAGAAAAAGGCCAAGUCGGUCUGUCAGCAAGGACUGCUGCAUCUCAAACAGCUGAUUGAGUAUAUCGGGUUGCUGGGAGUUGAGUGGUCAGUGGUUGUAAGCCUGGGUCUGAUUCACGAGCUGCGAGACUACUCGGGGGUUGUGUUCCAAGUGGUGUGGGAUCAGAGAGGCAAACAGGGGCGCACUGAGCGAUGUGUCAUCGCAGCCGGCGGACGGUAUGACUCCAUGAUACAUCGGCUCAGGUAUGUACCAAUUUUGAUAUGAAACAAUUUAAGAUUU